Molecule: messenger RNA, 1824 nt
Organism: Anoplopoma fimbria (sablefish)
Lineage: Eukaryota; Metazoa; Chordata; Actinopteri; Perciformes; Anoplopomatidae
Product: keratin, type II cytoskeletal 8-like
Biological process (GO): keratinization; intermediate filament organization
Cellular component (GO): keratin filament
Molecular function (GO): structural constituent of skin epidermis
Source: RefSeq, a predicted model, not a curated record
AUGGCAUUUACCACAAAAAGGAUGAGCAGUGGAGGCUCCGGGAUGAGCAUGAGUAGCUUCAGUAGUAGUGGUGGUGGUGGUGGUGGUAUUGGCGGCGGCGGCGGUGGCCGAUCUUACUCCUCAAGAUCGAUGGUUGUCAGAUCAGGACCGAGGAUGUCAUCCGGCAUGUCAAUGAGCAAGCAAAGCAUCGGUGGUGGCGGCUACGGUUUUGCCUCUGGUGGUGGAGGUGGUUUCAGUAGUGGAAGUAGUUUCGGUGGUGGUGGUGGUUACGGCAGCGGCGGUGGUUACGGCAGCGGCGGUGGUUUCGGCGGCGGCGGCGGUGGUUUCGGCGGCGGCGGUGGUUUCGGCGGCGGCGGUGGUUUCGGCGGCGGCAUGAUCGCACCCAUCACAGCCGUCCAGUGCAACCAGAGCCUGCUGUCCCCCAUGAACAUUGAUAUCGACCCCAACAUCCAGACCGUCCGAACCCAUGAGAAAGAGCAGAUCAAGACUCUAAACAACCGCUUCGCCAGCUUCAUUGACAAGGUUCGCUUCCUGGAGCAGCAGAACAAGAUGCUUGAGACCAAGUGGAGCCUGCUGCAGGAUCAGACCACCACCCGCUCCAACAUUGACGCCAUGUUUGAGGCCUACAUCGCCAAUCUGCGCAGGCAGCUGGAUGGGCUCGGCAACGAGAGGGUCAAGCUGGAGGGAGAGCUGAGGAACAUGCAGGGCCUGGUGGAGGACUUCAAGUGCAAAUAUGAAGAUGAAAUCAACAAGCGUGCCAGCGUGGAGAACGAGUUUGUGCUUCUCAAAAAGGAUGUAGAUAGCGCCUACAUGAACAAGGUUGAGCUGGAGGCCAAGGUCGACUCCCUUCAAGAUGAGAUCAACUUCCUCAGAGCCGUCUUUGAGGCGGAACUGCGUGAGCUCCAGGGACAGAUCAAGGACACCUCAGUCAUUGUGGAGAUGGACAACAGCCGUAACCUGGACAUGGACUCCAUUGUGGCUGAAGUCAAGGCUCAGUAUGAGACCAUCGCCAAUGCUAACCGUGCAGAGACUGAGCAGUGGUAUCAGCAGAGGUUCCAGGAGAUGCAGACCAAUGCAGGCCAGGCCGGAGAUGACCUCCGCAGUUCCAAGAGUGAGAUUGCUGAGCUCAACCGCAUGAUUAGCCGCCUCCAGAAUGAGAUUGAGGCAGUCAAGGGACAGCGCGUCAACCUGGAGGCCCAGAUCGCUGAGGCAGAGGAGCGCGGUGAGCUGGCCGUUAAAGACGCCAAGGCCCGCAUCAGGGAUCUGGAAGAUGCCCUGCAGAGAGCCAAACAGGACAUGACCCGCCAAGUCCGCGAAUACCAGGACCUGAUGAACAUCAAGCUGGCUCUGGACAUUGAGAUCGCCACCUACAGGAAACUGCUGGAAGGAGAGGAAUUAAGAAUCAACACUGGCGGUGGAUCUGCAACCAUCCACAUUCAGAGCUCAAGCUCCGGUGGAGGCGGAGGCGGAGGCGGCGGCUAUGGCGGCGGUGCCGGUGGCGGCGGUUUUGGCCUCGGCUAUGGCGGCGGUGCCGGUGGCGGCUAUAGCAGCGGCGGUGGCAGCAGCUUUAGCGCCGGUGGCAGCAGCUUUAGCAGCAGCGGCGGCUAUGGAGGCAGCAUGUGGGGAGGCUAUGGAGGAUGCGUGAGCAUGGGUGGCGGCGGCGGCGCCAUCAUUUCAAAAAUGAGCAGCAGCAGCAGCAGCUCACAACGCCGUUUUUAAAAACAGCAGCCGUCUUUCUCUCCAUUCUUCUUCUACCCUCAUUUUGUUCUCCUCCUCAUGUUCCCCUCCCUCUCUCCCUGACGACCACUUAAAAAGCCUCCAAAU